This is a messenger RNA of Paramecium tetraurelia, 1620 nucleotides long. RefSeq lists its product as uncharacterized. The record is from RefSeq and is a predicted model, not a curated record. The transcript has 4 exons. Lineage: Eukaryota; Ciliophora; Oligohymenophorea; Peniculida; Parameciidae.
AUGUCUAAACAAGCAAAUCGUCUCCCAGAUUUAGACAACCACAGUUUUAGAGACUCUAGAUAAAUCCAAGAAUUGAGAAGGAAACUAGACGAACAAAAAGAAGCUUUAAAAGAACUGGUUAGUCUAGUCAAAGAAUCCAAGACGGAAUCCUUAAAACCAAAAUUUACCCCUUAGUUCCGAUUGCCUAAAUCCGAACAAGAAUAAAUUACAUUUGAUCUUUUAGAAGAAGUGAAAACUCUAAGAAGAUAGAUAAAUAACAUUGAAUCUGGACCAAAAAGCAAUCCCAUAUAAAAUCCUAUUAUAAUACCCCAAUAUCUACCAACCCCUUAACAACCUCUAUUAUAACCUUUGCCUCCUUACAUGUAUAUGAACCCUUAUUUUCAAAUGCCUUAACCAUUUAUGCAUUAGCAACCUUAGAAUCAAGCACCUAAAAAAAAAGUAGAUCCCUAUAAAAAGUUAGUUCUAAAGAUAUUAUAAAAAGGGGAAAAAUAAAAUCAUCGGAGUAGAAGAGACUCGAAUUAAAGUGAUUAUUCAGAGGAUUCAAAUGAUCGCCCAAACUCUAGACCGAACAGACAUCGUUCACAAAGAGAUAAAUCAAAGGAUAAAGCUCGUGAUUUGUCAUAUUAACAUAAAACAAGUAAAGGAUCUCUGCAUGAUAGUUAUGUGAGCAAAUACACUAGAUCAUCAGUUAAAAUAAAAACAAAGAAGCCUAAGGAAUUUACACAGGUAGAGAAGUUGCAAUUGAGAAGAAAACUUAGUGGAACAUUUUGGUUUAUACGGAUUGGAUUGGUCUUAAGGAAGUAUCUAAGAAGAGUAUGGUUAAAUAGAAGACAACAAUAUUAUGAAAAUGAAGCAUAAUAACUAAUAGAUAAAUUUGAUCAUGAAUUUAACCAUAAAGAAGUAUUCAUAUUGCUUGUUGCUGAAUGUAAUAAAAAUAGAUUAUUUAACAAAAACUGGAAUAUUUAUGAUAAUAGAGAUAUUGAAACAAAAUCUAAAAUAGUUUUUUAAAUACUUACCAUCUUAUUUAAAAAACUACCAUUUUUGACCAAGAAUUCAUUAAGCGAAGAGCAUAAGUAAUUUGUAAAGAAAAUCUCAUCUCCAGGGGGAUUCUUAUUACCAGGACAUCCUAAAUUUGUAACUGAUAGAGUGUAAUUGAGACCAAAUGUUACUAUUGGAUAAAUUAAUGCUGAAGUAACUAAAAUGAUUUAAAUGGAUUAUGUUUAUAUAUAGGUCAUUGUGCAAAAGGUUUUACUUAUUCACGAAUGGUAUUCAUAAUUCAAUAAAAUCCCAAAUCACAAAGAAGCCAUGAAAAUAUUGGUUUCAGUUUUGCAUUAAUUGUUUAUUGAUUAAUUUAGUACUCUGAAAGUUUAUGAGAAUAAUGACGCCAUUUAUAAUAAAUAAUAAGUAGUUUUUUGUGACUUUACGUAAUUCAAUUAUGUGGAUAUUGCUAUCACUAUUGAUGAUAAGCACUUUAAAUACGAAGUGACUACAGAUUGCUGCAUUUUAGGAUUAGCUACUAAGGAAGAAUUGCAAUAAUUAUAUGAUCAAGCUGGUUAUAAGGAUUUAUAGACUACGUUCAAAGAGUAUUGUGAUUAUUUUUAUUCAUAAAUUAACUUUUGA